AUGUCACAGCCGACAUAUCAACAAGCACCUAUAAGACCUCCGACAAAUGGCUCUCAGUACACAUUGUCGACACAGUAUGGACGCCCUCCUAGACUUGAUGUUCCCGAGUGCAUAUUGUAUGGCGCGUUCAGCAUCUUUAUCGUGCUGGACGCCUAUAUCAUCGCCACUCGGCGUGAACACAAUGACGCGAAGGGCAAUCGGCCGGUCCUCAUUGUUGUUUCUCUGAUGUAUAUUGUUGCGACAGUGCAUAUCGUUUCUACACUUUGUGAGAUAAAUUUUGGGAACAUGGAGUCUGCACAACUUGGGAAAGAAAUUUGGCGCUUUGUGCGAGACAAGGGUACUUCAUCGCUUGAAGUACCGUCGAAGCUCGGGUUUGAAAUAGCGAGUAUGGAGGUGGUCCAAACAGCCUUAUUUUCCAUCCAGCUUUGGCUUGGCGAUGGUUUUAUGAUCACGUCAACCAUGAAGGAGUUAGUAUCAGCUGGUGGUACCCAGUUCUCAUGUCCGCUUAUGCUGCGAGUUUCGCCGUUCAUCUCAGCUGUACGGAUCGCCAUGAACGCCAUGCCGUCUUUAAUCGGUAUCACAUUCUCAAUAAUCAUCGUCAGGAUGGGCCUUGGCGUAUCUGCUGAGAAGUAUUUAAAAGUGCACAUGGCCACUCUGCCAUUAGCGUUCGCCGUGCCAGAAAUCGGCGAUAUUAGGGCGAACUCCGCCGAACUUGCUGGGUCAGGCUUGUCCGCCAGUUUCAACGAGUUCGAGCGCGGAUGCAGGUUGGCUAUGUAA
Molecule: messenger RNA, 777 nt
Organism: Coniophora puteana RWD-64-598 SS2
Lineage: Eukaryota; Fungi; Basidiomycota; Agaricomycetes; Boletales; Coniophoraceae
Exons: 8
Coding region: 1-777 (258 amino acids)
Source: RefSeq, a predicted model, not a curated record